AGAGGUAGCGUCGGUGCGCCGUGCGCUCUGGAGUCUCCAUAAAAGUUAGUGCGUGCAGAGCCGAGCUGUCAGACUGAGCAGAGAGCGAAGACUGGAGGGUUAGGAGAAGUGAUAGAUCAGGAUCGAUCCCACUUUUCACAAUUCAUCUGAUCAUUCAGAGCGUGUGCGUGUGCGUGUGCGUGUGUUCUGAUCCUCUGGGUGACUUUGACUCACCAGCAGGACGCAAUUAAAGCUUAAAUAUCCGCCGGAGUCUGACCGCGCUCCUGGUUUUUCUGGACUCUUAUCGGAAUAAUAAGAAUAAUUAUACUAAUAUUAAAGACAGUGGAGGUUUGGAUGCAGGAGAAUCCCGGCUGUGCGGCGGAUGAGGUGCCCACGCUGCCGCGUUACAAGAAGAAGAGUCGUGUCUGAAUCUGUUUGAUUUCAUCCGGAGGAGAAAAAGAAAAGAAAAACAUCCACCACUCCCGUUUUUUUUUUGUCCAGGACGCAAAUGUGUCCACAUCACAGACACAUCACUGGAUUGUAGCAGCAGCAACGCCGAUGCUUUGAAAGGGCGUUAAAGGUGCGGGAAGGGAGUGGGACAAUUACAGGAUGAGUGAGCGAUACACACAAAUCGGAAAUAAAGGGGCUCUACUUGUAAUGGUGCUCGUUAUCAGUGUCUGGGAGAUGACCGUACCAAUGGAAGCCACUACAGCAGCUCACCAUGUCCGAACAGGCACCUGCGAAGUGGUGGCGUUGCAUCGCUGCUGCAACAAGAACAAAAUCGAGGAGCGGUCACAAACUGUGAAGUGCUCCUGCUUUCCCGGGCAAGUGGCCGGCACCACCAGAGCAGCCCCGUCAUGUGUAGAUGCCUCAAUAGUGGAGCAGAAGUGGUGGUGUCAGAUGCAUCCGUGCCUUGACGGAGAGGAAUGCAAAGUUCUCCCUGAUCUGAAGGGCUGGAGCUGUGCUACGGGGAACAAGAUCAAAACUACUAAGAUUUCCGCGGACAGAGACCAGCUUUGGUAACGUCAGAUGCUACACAAUGGAGUCCAGGUGAACCAACAGUUCUGGUUGGACCAUCAAAGGAGAAGAGAGUAAUGCAAAGGACCUUUCUGUAAAUAGAGACUUCCUUUCUUCUGGAUUGCAAUUAAUCUUUGGAAAACUCUGAAUGCUUCUUCUUGAACUCUAUGGACAUCAAAAAGAGGAAUAGAUCCUAUUCAAAGUACUGAUCAAUCAGCACUUCUUUUUGAAGGACUCCAUAUGAUUAGCCCUACCGGAAAACAGGAUUUAUUCUCUGACAUUGUACUGCUUGUAGUGGAAGACAAUGGUGAACUUUGCCUAUAUGUUAAUUUCUAGAGUAUUUAUGUCAUUUACAGGGGAUUUUGCAUCACAAGUUGACCAGAGUGAACAGCAGGUCAGUUUAUUGUAAGCCUUGCAAAUAUUCAAUACAAACUGUGGUUUUGUUUUAUCAGUCAAUUGUGGCUUCUCUAACAAAGUGUAGUUUCAAAAGGAUCAGAUAUAGAUGGAAAUGUGUGGCUGAGCAGCAGAUAUCCAGGGUGAUUUUCAAAGAAAUACACAAUCAUCAAUGUGUCAUUCACAGCGAGUGCCAUAACACAAAGAGUAAUCAACCCAAAUUCAGUUUGAAACUCGCCAUAAACGCACUAUACAUUAGGUUAUUUGCGAUCGUAUUAGAUGCUCCAUUCAGAUCCAGAUUGUUGAGAAUUUAAGGACAGCUGAACUAAACCACUGCUAUAAACUGAUCAAACCUACCAGCUGUUAACAGACAGAAAGUUGGAUCCAGACGUUUUUUUUUUUUUUCCUCUGAAAAUCACCCUGCAACAUCCUGCCGCUUCUGCCAGACUGUUCUUGUGUCACAGCUCGGAUUCUAGACAACAGGAGUGUGAAUUAAACGUGCAGCAUCUGAUCACUGGUCGGGCGAUGACAAUGUUCCCAAAACUGUUUUCAAUUAGUAUGUAUGAUUUGCUGAUCACCUUUCAGUAGGUAUCGCUGACACUUCCUUUGUCUGUGUAAGUG
This is a messenger RNA of Larimichthys crocea (large yellow croaker), 2010 nucleotides long. RefSeq names its product TAFA chemokine like family member 2 (gene tafa2). Gene Ontology annotation, molecular function: receptor ligand activity. The transcript is spliced from 6 exons. NCBI's taxonomy places the organism in Eukaryota, Metazoa, Chordata, Actinopteri, Sciaenidae. The record is from RefSeq and is a predicted model, not a curated record. The coding region runs from base 589 to 1002 and encodes 137 amino acids.